Molecule: messenger RNA, 2058 nt
Organism: Talpa occidentalis (Iberian mole)
Lineage: Eukaryota; Metazoa; Chordata; Mammalia; Eulipotyphla; Talpidae
Gene: LAPTM5
Product: lysosomal protein transmembrane 5
Exons: 8
Coding region: 42-833 (263 amino acids)
Cellular component (GO): lysosomal membrane
Source: RefSeq, a predicted model, not a curated record
CUUCCCCCUCAGUGCCUAGAGGAGGGGACAGCAGCCACACCAUGGCCCUCAGCGCCUCUGCUGUCCGCAGUACCUGCUGCUGCUUCAAUGUCCGCAUCGCCACCAUUGCCCUGGCUGUGUACCAUGUGAUCAUGAGUGUGCUGCUGCUCAUCGAGCACUCAGUGGAGGUGGCCCACGGCAAGACUUCCUGCAGGUUCUCCAAGACGGGCUACCUCAGGAUUGCUGACCUGCUCUCCAGCUUCCUGCUCAUCACCAUGCUCUUUGUCAUCAGCUUGAGCCUGCUGGUUGGGGUGGUCAAGAACAAGGAGAAGUACCUGCUGCCCUUCCUGUCCCUGCAAAUCAUGGACUACCUCCUGUGCCUGCUCACCCUGCUGGGCGCCUACAUCGAGCUGCCUGCCUACUUCAAGUUCGCCUCCCAGAGCAGCCGACCUGGCCCCUCCAAGGUCCCACUGAUGACCCUGCAGUUGUUGGACUUCUGCCUGAGCAUCUUGACCCUCUGCAGCUCCUACAUGGAAGUGCCCACCUAUCUCAGCUUCAAGUCUAUGAACCACAUGAAUUACUUCCCUAGCCAGGAGGGCUUGAGUCAUAGCCAGUUCAUUAAGAUGAUGAUCAUCUUCUCCAUCGCCUUCUUCAUGGUCCUCAUCCUGAAGGUCUACAUGUUCAAGUGUGUGUGGAGAUGCUACAGACUCAUCAAGUUCAUGAACGCAGCUGAGGAGAGGGGCACCCCCAAGAUGCUCCAGAAGGUGCUCCUGCCAUCCUAUGAGGAAGCCCUGUCUCUGCCAUACAAGACUCCAGAGGGGGGCCUGGCACCGCCCCCAUACUCAGAAGUGUGACGCUCCAGGCACCAGCUCUGGUGCUGGGAGGGGAGGGGUGGAGGCACCUCCCAGUCCGCUUCUUUGCUUUGGGGGCCCCUCUGGCCUGGAUGGACCACCCAGCUGACUUCAGGACAAUCUGCUGUGCCCCUCGCUGGCCUGCUUCUCCUGCGGGGCCUGGGAGAUGCUCAUAACUGGGUCAACCCUGUAGGCUGAAUGACUCCUUGGGUCUCCCCUAAAUUUAUCAAAAACACUUAUCUUGUUUUGAUAAGCUCUAACAUUUGUUGAGACAAUCGGUCCUUCUAAAUUUGAUGAGUCUAGUUGACCAGUUUAACCAAGUGACAGACAAAUCAAAAACGAACUUGCCAGUUCAAUUUGGCCAACGAAGAGCAGCCCCUCACACUGGUUUGCAAAUAGUCAUUUAACACAACCAUUUGGCCAGCGAUUGCCAUGGCUCCGCCCCGGCGGCCCAUCCGUCUGAUUUCCUCGCAGAGCUUGCUCCAACAACGACCAAGAUGGCCAACCCGAGGUCAAUUUAGAUAGUGAUAAAAUUCAAUCAUAGAAAAAAUCAAAUCAGCUUCCAAACCCUCCAAUUCAAUCUAAUCCAAUAACCGACUGCUCCUCUGAUCAGCUCGGUCCUUCUGAGAGGCUGAAUAAUUGUUAAUUUAAAAGAAAAUGUCAGACAGUUGCCAAGCCACCCCUCACUGGCUGGUUCCCAUCGGGGGCUUCCAUGAUCCAAUAGUCCCUUCCAACAUGCACUGUGCUGCUGAAGCGCUGCCGCCAUCGACUCCCGUGGGCCCUGCAGUCAUUCAGCGGGGGGCCUGGAAGCAGGGUCUCUGAGUCCAUCUCCAAUUUGUUCUUAGGCAACUCUGUCUGCCCGAGGCUUAUGUUCAAGGAGAAGUUCAGCCCUGAGAUCAGACAGAUCCCUUCAUUGGGCUAAUCCACAGCUUAGCUCAGCCACGACAGGCCAGCCUCUAAUGGGUGCAGACCCUGCGUCUGGGCUCGGGUUGGAGGUGGAGAAGGGAAGGCUCCGUCACCUCCUCUUUUAUGCACUUCCCUGCGGCUGGGCUCCCGAGGGAACUGACCCAGUGGCAGAGACAGGGCCGACGUGGGGGGGCAGGUUCUUCAGGGUCUGUGAAGGGAGAUGGGGGAGAGGGCUGGACUAGAGGGUCCCUGCCAACACCCCCUUCUGUACUUGCUUUGUGCGUGAUGGGAAAGACAUUUUAAUAAAGCAGCAACACGCUUC